AUGAGGAUCACCUCUAUUGAUCCCAUGUACAAUCUGUUCCUGGGAACUGCAAAAUACGUCUUCAAACUCUCGGUAAAAAAGAAUUUGUUAAGAAAGAAAGAACUUGAUAUUUUAGAGCAGAAGAUUCAUUAUUUGGAUGCUCAACAGGAAAUGAACGUUUGCCACCAAACAUUGCAUCAAACUAUAGUGGUCACAAAGCAUCACGGUGAAAAAAUUGGACGCUGAUAUAUUCAAUUCCCUGCUUUGCUUAAAAGAUCUGCCUCCAGAAAGACACCUGAACUGUUGUCAGAGAUUUGUUCUUGUUUGCAAGUGGAUAUGUUCUCCAAUCAUGUCCAAGACUGACAUUGUC
Messenger RNA from Porites evermanni, 349 nucleotides. The record is from the annotation of a GenBank genome assembly. NCBI's taxonomy places the organism in Eukaryota, Metazoa, Cnidaria, Anthozoa, Scleractinia, Poritidae.